CUUCAUUUCAUGCCAUCUUAGCCACACAUCUUUGACUGUCUAUCUCAUAUAAUUAGCUUUCCUCACUCUCUCAGAUUGCAGUGUCAAUACUCUCUGGGGAAGUUAAUCGAGCAGCUGUAAGCUUUAGAAAGACAUGGCAGCAGCCGCCAGUUCCAGCACUGUUGUUAGAGCAACCCCAUUUUUGGGUCAAACCAGGAAUGCUAACCCCCUUAGAGAUGCUGUCUCUAUGGGCACUGGCAAAUUCACCAUGGGUAAUGAACUGUGGUAUGGACCGGACCGUGUCAAGUACUUGGGACCCUUUUCUGCUCAGACGCCGUCCUACUUGACUGGAGAAUUUCCUGGUGAUUAUGGAUGGGACACUGCCGGUUUGUCUGCUGAUCCGGAGGCCUUCGCCAGGAACAGGGCUCUUGAGGUGAUCCAUGGACGAUGGGCGAUGCUCGGGGCUCUGGGAUGCAUCACCCCGGAAGUUCUUGAAAAAUGGGUUAAAGUGGAUUUCAAGGAGCCAGUUUGGUUCAAAGCCGGCGCUCAAAUCUUCUCCGAAGGUGGCCUUGACUAUUUGGGCAACCCCAACCUUGUCCAUGCUCAAAGCAUUCUGGCAGUACUCGGAUUCCAAGUAGUUCUGAUGGGACUCGUCGAAGGAUACCGCAUUAAUGGCAUUCCUGGAGUUGGAGAGGGCAAUGACCUCUACCCUGGGGGACAGUAUUUCGAUCCUCUUGGCCUUGCUGAUGAUCCAGUUACCUUUGCUGAGCUUAAGGUGAAGGAAAUCAAGAAUGGAAGGCUUGCAAUGUUCUCUAUGUUUGGUUUCUUUGUCCAGGCAAUUGUGACCGGCAAAGGCCCUCUUGAGAACCUCUUGGACCACCUUGACAACCCUGUUGCCAACAAUGCCUGGGUCUAUGCUACCAAGUUUGUGCCAGGAUCAUAGAUUCAUCCUCACUUCUUCAAUCCAUUGUCGUGUGAGUGAAGGAGAAUGAACAUAUUGUGUAGAUCAUCAUAGUUUGCCCCGCCUGAGGCUCCAAUUAUGUAUCGUAAACAUUCAACAUAACUCUGAUUUGGUGUGAAUUGUGGUCCUGUUUAAUUUUUUUGCUAAACAAAAUCUAUUCGUCACAUAAA
This is a messenger RNA of Ilex paraguariensis (yerba mate), 1110 nucleotides long. NCBI's taxonomy places the organism in Eukaryota, Viridiplantae, Streptophyta, Magnoliopsida, Aquifoliales, Aquifoliaceae. The record is from the annotation of a GenBank genome assembly.